Messenger RNA from Didymodactylos carnosus, 1686 nucleotides. Lineage: Eukaryota; Metazoa; Rotifera; Eurotatoria; Philodinida; Philodinidae. The record is from the annotation of a GenBank genome assembly.
AUGAAGGUGCGAAUGGCGACAGGAAAAGCGAUGAUGGUGCAAAUGGAGUCACCAAAAUUGGUCAAAGAACUAGGAAACUAUUUAGCCGAUGAUCGUAUCCGUUCGGAAUUUUUUCGAAAUCCAGUAUUUUGUCAUAGCUUCAAGCAAUGUUUAAAUAUAUCGGUCCACAUAGAAGUUCAAGAAGAAGGAGAACAAUGUGACAUUCGAUUAGUGGGUGAAGAAGAACCUGUUCAACUGACUCGUAAUAAAAUAAAAACUUUAUUUGAAAAACUGGACAGAAAAAUCUAUAAUGAAGGACUAAUUACCCAUUGGGUAGACGUACCUUUUGCAGCUAGAGUUAUACAAAGAUCAAUGGAAUCUAAUCGUCAAUUUAUAGUUUGUGAAUACGAUAACGAUGGCAAUUUUGUUGUGUACUACUUCAAAACUGGACCAUUCAAGAUUUUGGAAUCGAAACUAGACAAAAUGAUUACCAAAGGUUUUCUGUUAGAUAGAAUUAGUCUGCCAGAUAAAAAUACUGCAAAACGAUUACCAAGAGAAAUCAAUGAUUUGUUAUGGAAGAAAGCAAAUAAAGUGACGCUUUAUAGUACUGAAGAAAAUGAAAUUCAGGUAUUUGGUCCAAAACUCGUGGUAGUACAAUUAAAAAAACAAUUGGAAAAAUUAAUCAACAAAUAUCAAUUAAAACUAUUCAAAAUAAAUUAUCUUUUGACUAUCUGUCUACAAGAACUAAGAGAUAUUGAAAAAGAAUAUGCUGAUGACUGUGUGGACAUAAUAAACAAUAUACAUAAUGGAGAAUUUUUGGCCCCAGAGUAUUUGAAAGAUCAAAUUGAAUAUCGUCUCGGUGAAUUAAUAUUACAAUUCGCUGCCAUAACAUAUGAUUAUCGAGCAGAAAUAUGUUCAACAGUUGUUGACAGAGAGAUGGUGCGUUUGGCUGCUACUGCAAGGAGAUACCAUUGUCGAAGUGAAAUUGAAGUGCAAACAUUCGACAAAAUAUUUACCAUACCAAAAGUAACGGUAGAUGACAAUAUCGAACAAUCGGAUGUCUUUUACAACUCACCAUUGGUAUUUAUGAAAGCAAGUGUACACAACGGUUCAAUUGAAAUUCAUAGAGGCGAUUUAACAGCUCAAAAGGUAAAUUUUAUUGUUGUAUCAUCAGAAUUAUUACGUGAUUCUGUUAUGAAAUACACUUGUGAUGAUAGAAUCCAAUCAGAAUAUCUUAGUGCUGUCGACAAAAUAGGGGAAGUCAAUCAGUUAAUUGAAACAACAGCUGGAAAUCUAUCCUGUGGAAAAAUUUUACUUCUAAACCGGACACCGUCGUUCUUAGUAAAUGAUGCACAGAAUUAUAUUUCAGAGUGUAUUCAGCAUAUUACAAAAGACGUAAAGGAUAGCGAAACAAAAUUAUCAAUUGCAUUUGAAGCACCCAUCAAAGGUGAUGAUGUUGAAAAUAAAUUUAUUGCCGAAACAAUGAUUAACGAAGCAAAACGUCAACUAGAAACGACAAGCGCUCCUUUAAGUAUUUUGUUCGUUCUAUCACUUGAUAAACAGGAGUUGUAUAAACAUUAUUCGUCUAAAAUACAAUCCUUACAAACACAACAAGAUGGUUAUGCGCAAUUUUAUUAUCCAACAUCAAGUAAGGAUAUAUGGAUUUAUACGCGCUUAGAUCUAACAUUACUCAGCCAAAAGGACUGA